Molecule: messenger RNA, 1656 nt
Organism: Nilaparvata lugens (brown planthopper)
Lineage: Eukaryota; Metazoa; Arthropoda; Insecta; Hemiptera; Delphacidae
Exons: 1
Coding region: 1-1656 (551 amino acids)
Biological process (GO): DNA replication
Molecular function (GO): DNA binding; DNA-directed DNA polymerase activity; nucleotide binding
Source: RefSeq, a predicted model, not a curated record
AUGCCACAGGUUGGAAAAGAUGGUAAACCUCCAACCUUGAAGUUUGAGAAACAUGUGCAACAGUAUAGAGUACCUGUUGUAGCAUACACUGAUUUUGAGUGCAUCCUGGAGAAACCUGAUGAAGACAAUGAACAAUGGAUUGGUGAAGCUACCAAAGUUAUCCAGUAUCAUCGGGCAAUGAGUUACUGCUUAUACUUUGUGUGGGACCCAUAUUUGGAAAAUUCCUGGCUGACAAUCACUAACCUAAUCCCUCAUGAGCCGAUUGUCUACAGGGGCCCUGAUGCCGCCAAACAUUUCAUGAAGACCCUCACCAUGUAUGCAAAAGAUUUAGAUGAGGCAAUUGACUGCAGGAAUAUCAAGUUGCUCCCACUAACCAAAAGAGAGAAAGAACGACACAAUGGAGCUGAUUUCUGUGAGGCCUGCAAUGAACGGUUCAAUAAAGAUAAGGUGUAUGACCAUUGUCAUAUAACUGGUAUCUAUUGGAAUGCAUUAUGCCAUAAAUGCAACCUGCAGCGAGAGCGACAAUCAUUCAUACCAGUGUUUCUCCACAACUCUUCAAACUAUGAUACACACCUCAUUAUUCCAGAGCUGGGUAGAGAUAAGGAUCAGCUGUUUGUCAUCCCAAACUCAUCGGAAAAGUAUAUAUCAUUCACCAAACGAAUAUCUCCAAAAAUGCACCUACGAUUCAUCGAUACAUUCUGGUUUACGCCUGAUAGUUUAGACAAUCUGGUCACCAACCUAGUCAAAUCAGCAUCGAAUCCAGAAGACUUGUCCAAAGUGCUGCCACAUACUGCCAAGGUGUUUGGAAACAAAUUGAGCCUUGUCUCAAGGAAAGGGGUGUUUCCAUACGACUACUGCGAUUCAUGGCAGAGACUCAAAGAAACAUUGCUACCACCCAAACAGGCAUUUUUCAGCAAGCUGGUUGAUAGGAGUGUUAGCAGUGAUGAUUAUGAACAUGCUCAAACUGUGUGGAACCAAUUCAGUUGUAGAACUCUGGGAGAAUACAGUGACCUAUACUUGAAAACAGAUGUUCUCCUGUUGGCUGAUGUCUUUGAGAGCUUCCGCGAUGUAUGCAUGAAGACUUAUGAUUUGGAUUGUGCUCACUACUUUACAUCUCCAGGCUUUUCCUUUGAUGUCAUGCUGAAAUAUACUAAAGUGAAGCUUGAGCUCCUUACUGACUAUGACAUGUACAUGUUUAUCGAGCGAGGUAUCAGAGGAGGAAUAACAAAUUGUAUACACCAUCAUGCUGUAGCCAACAAUGCCUACACAGGAGCGCCUAUUGACCCUGAGAAGCCUACAUCAUAUCUCCUGUACACAGAUGCGAACAACCUGUACGGCUGGGCAAUGUGCCAACCACUUCCAUGCCGGAAAUUCCAGUGGAUGGAGAAAGAUGAGUUGGAGGGCGUGAGCAGAGGUAUUGAGGGUGUUGGAGAUGUUCAAAAGAUUGGCUACAUCUUGGAGGUGGACAUUGAGUACCCUUCUGAAUUGCAUGAUGAGCAUAACGACUUCCCAUUCCUGGCAGAGAACAAAAAAACUCUUAAAUCUAAUCAUGUACAACUCAUGACAGCUCUAAGCAGCCGUGAACGAUAUGUAUGUCAUUACCGCACCCUAAAACAGGCAGUACAACAUGGAUUGAAAAUCACUAAAGUUCAUUGA